This is a messenger RNA of Pyricularia grisea, 1479 nucleotides long. RefSeq lists its product as uncharacterized. The transcript is spliced from 3 exons. The record is from RefSeq and is a predicted model, not a curated record. NCBI's taxonomy places the organism in Eukaryota, Fungi, Ascomycota, Sordariomycetes, Magnaporthales, Pyriculariaceae. The coding region runs from base 335 to 967 and encodes 210 amino acids.
CAAGAAAAAAACCGCCUGGCUGUGUUCUUCUUGGCGGGUGAGGUGAGAUUGCGAUCCCGCGCCUCUUCCAUGUCCCUUUUUUUCAUUUUUUAUACAAAUGCCGAUUUUGGGUGUUGCCUGCGGGAAGCGCAGCGGUUAGAACUGUAUAUGGGUUGGUGUAUAAGUUGCUGCCAUGCCCUGGCAUCUACAACUAUCAGUCUAGGAUUCAAGCUUAUUCAGAAUAUCGAACAUCUCUUGGUAUCUGGUUUAACAUCAUACCAUUAAUUAGCAUUUGGCCCAUCACAUUCUCUGCAUUCAGAUACUACAACCAGUAAUCAUCGACUAUCCGACAAAAAUGGACAACAACGCAUACAACAACGCGGGCCAGCCCAUUCUUACAAAGGUGGUUUCGAGCAAGAAAUCGUUCAUGUUCAAGACCGCAGUCGGCAUCGCCAUACUCAUUAUGGAUAUAAUAGUCAUUGGCGUUGCUGCCGGCUACUUGAAUGCCCCCAGAACUACUUAUCUUUAUUACCAUUAUUACUCUCCAUUCUACACUUUUGUAUUUUGUAUCCCGGUGGCCAUUCUGUCCUUUUGUUGGCAGGCAGCCGAGUUCAUCACCGUUGCGAAACGCAAAGAUCGUGGAAUUCACCCGGGUGCCCACGUCGGCAUGCACCUGGUCAUCUGGCUCGGCUACAUCGUCUCCGCCGUGUGGUGUGGCUUCGAGGUUCAACUACUCGACCACUACAACAGAUAUCCAUAUGACGGCUACUACUCGUCGCGCGUCUCCGCUUCCGAUAUUCAAGCUGGGUACAAACAGGCAUUCUCAUUCCAGGUUGCCCUUUUGGUGUUUGUGGUGAUGUUGAUUAUUGCACACUUUACUAUGUUCGUGCGCGCCUGUGUCGAGACGCACCGCCGCAACAAGCAGCUCCGUGCUGUCUACGUCGAGGCGAAGCAGACCGAGCCGCAGUGGGGCGGCAACCAGGCGUAGAUGAUACCCGACCAUAAUCUACCUUACUAGGCACCGAGUCUGCAGGUUCUACUCUGCAUCACAUUGACGAGCCGGACUGGAAACAUCGUGCGCGUCUGUUUUGAGAAUUUGGUUUACGCAUAUUUCUUGUAUAUAUCUGUUUUGUGUUGGCAUUUGCAACUUCCCCUUUUUCUUACGUUACGAUUUCGAUCGAUACCCCGUACACAUUUUAGUUUAGUCAGACCACCUGCCUCAGUUUAGAAUACCCCAACGCUGUAAUGAUAUACUCGUCAAUCACUUAUAUUAGCCGAAUAUGGGGAUAUAUAACAAACAAACCAGAGAUAGCCCAAGAUUGUGCAUCAAAAAGUCGUCAUUAUCCCUUUCUGACACCUCAACACUGCCUAGGUUUUACGCUUCGAGAUCUAUUAAUCUGGCGAGAAACGAGUCUACCGCUACUCGCCAAUCCUGGGGCACAUGGGCGUCAUGGCUGUCAAUCCGGAACGCGUAGAGUAAGGGGAAUGUCCUUCAGCACA